UAUUGUCUUGUCCUAAUUCAUUAAAUCAUGACCUUCAUCAGUAGAAAAGACAGGGUGUUUAGGACCGUCAGCGAUGCAUAUUUAGACGUUGAAAGAAUCGAAGGAAGAUUAAAGAGGUACAGUUCGUCAACCGACGCCAGGGGUUGGUGUGAUGAUGUGGAACAAAGACGGCAACAUAUACUCAAGCAAAUGCUGGUCGGCCCUAGCAAAUGUGAGCAAAAUAUUGUACCCCUUGAUAUUAUGAUGCACAUGUUUACUAGAAGAGCAGACGAUAACGCUAAGCGUUUAACUGAACUAUCGAGGUGCAUUUUAAAUGCGGUGGAACCCAUGGAUCUCACAAGAGAGCAAAGAGCGGUCCUUAAUAAAUUGAAGAUGAACUUUAAACAAAAUAAUAUGAGCCAGCCUAGAGAUCUAUUAGAUGAUAAUGAAUUUGAUUCACAAAAGUCUAGCCCAAAAAUCCCACUUAAAAUAAAACUGAAAUUAGUAAAUGGCGACGGAAAUGUAGCACCCAUUCCACAGCCUGUAUCUCUGAUAUCAAAUGGCGAUAACAAAGCAAAAAUUAGAACACGAUAUUGCAAACACAAAAAAUUGGAUCAAAAAAUAAAUAUGGCUCUCAGAAAAUCGAUACUGAUAAGUGGUGAGUUUAGGAGGAUCUCACAACUCCCAAAUUUUGAAUUAAAACAGGAAAGGAUUAGCCAAGCAUUAAAUAAAAUGGAUGAUGGACCCUUAGAAAGGGUACUAAAUGCAUAUGAAUCUUCUGAAAUUAGUAAAGCAAAUAGAUUAACAGGAGGGAAAUCCAGUUCUAGCGGAUUUCUUUUAAACAGUUCAGAAAGUAAUAUAAUUCAACGUUGCAGUCUCUCCAGGUCGAUUGGUACCAAGUGCAGCCUGGCUUCCAUGUCAAAAAUUAAAAUGAGAAUGAAAAUGGGAAAGAAGAAUAAUUAUCCGCCUGAAACAAGAAAUAUAGAAACACCACCAUUAAUUGAUAUCAUGGAGAAAACGUGUCGAUUUUGCCGGAAUGAUAAGUUUAGCUGUACAUGUUUAGAGCCAUGUCCAAAAUAUUUAUGUUACAAGUGUAAAGACGUCGUUAGAAGUUAUUCAGAUUCACAUUUUCAGUUGGUCCCAUUUGCUUCAAACGUUUCUGCAGACUUAACGGAAUCUGAAGAACCAGUAACAAUAGGAAAAUGCAAACUCUCUGUGUCGGUUGGAACAAAUUCAAUUGAUAAAAAUAAUAAUGAUGCAAUAGUAAAUAUUUUAAAAGACUAUUGUACAAAGGUAGAGACAAUUGACAAAGACAAUAAGGCAUUACUUCGACAAGUACAAUUAUUACAUAUUUCGGAGUGCAAUAAAUUUUCUAACACAAUAUUUGGUUUAGAAAACGAUUUGUUAGAAAAUCAAGGGAAACGUUGCUCACUAGAAAAGAGUCUUUUAGAAAAAGAUUUCCUCAUGGAGAAGAGUGAACAAGAAAAAGCUUCCCUUAAAGAUCAAAUAAAACACCUGGUAAAUAAAUUAGAAUGUACUGAUAAAGAAAUUAAGGAAACAGAGAAAUAUAGGAUUAUGUAUGAAGAGAUCAUAAAUGAAUUAUCCAAACAAAAAGAAAAUUAUAAUUCGAUAAUUCAGGAUUUCAACAAAGUAAAGAAGGAACGCGAUUCCUACAAGAACCAAUAUGAAAAUUUGGUCAGAUACAAAUAUGAACAUAACAAACUGCUUGCUGAAUUAGAAGCUACAAAGAAAAAUUCUUUCGAGCCAAAUGAGUUUCAGCAGAAGCUGGGUGAAAGUCUUACUCCAAUUGGAGACGAAUUAGCACACAUAAAGAAAGAUAUAGAAAUUUUGAAAUCUGCUAAAAAGCCGUAUAUUAAUACUGUAGACAUGUGCAUAGAAACAGAUAGGACAAGAAAUCGAAACGCAUCACUCUCUACGGAAGAAGUGGAUUCUAUUUCAGACUUCAAAAUUGAUGUGCCUUUUCCUAUUAACAGAAAUAAACAACUGGAGAUGGCUCAAGCUGAAUAUAAGAAAAUGGAGGACAUAGCCAAAUGUAUACCAGAAAAUCCUCAGUACGUGUCUUUGUUGUCCCACUUGGCCGGUUUGAAAAAGAGGGUUCUUCAGUUGGAAGUGGAAAAUGGAAAACUGCGAGCCAACGUAGAGCUAAAAUUGACACAGAACGUGAAUAAUAAGGUUAUUAUUCAGGAAAUAGAAAAAAUUAAAGAAAAAAAAGAAAUUCUGGAGCAACAUUUAAAACAGGAAACCAGUAAGCGUAAUCAGCUUGAAAAAAAUAUUUGUGUAAAUUAUUCACUGUGAGAUGAAUAAAAAUAUACUUCUACGAAA
Aethina tumida (small hive beetle) is the source of this 2322-nucleotide messenger RNA. RefSeq names its product golgin subfamily B member 1. The record is from RefSeq and is a predicted model, not a curated record. The coding region runs from base 28 to 2295 and encodes 755 amino acids. The transcript is spliced from 8 exons. NCBI's taxonomy places the organism in Eukaryota, Metazoa, Arthropoda, Insecta, Coleoptera, Nitidulidae.